This is a messenger RNA of Sarcophilus harrisii (Tasmanian devil), 3883 nucleotides long. Its product is annotated as cytochrome P450 4A11-like. Lineage: Eukaryota; Metazoa; Chordata; Mammalia; Dasyuromorphia; Dasyuridae. The record is from RefSeq and is a predicted model, not a curated record. Gene Ontology annotation, molecular function: iron ion binding; oxidoreductase activity, acting on paired donors, with incorporation or reduction of molecular oxygen; heme binding. Bases 89 to 1621 code for a protein of 510 amino acids. The transcript has 12 exons.
GUAAAGAUUGGGGAGUAGGGGGUGGGGUGGAGAGGAAGGGAGAAGGAUGUGCUGAUUCUGGCCUAGAGAGACUGGGGCAGUCAACACCAUGAGCUUUCUGCUCUCCUGUGCAUGGCUCCAGGGUGAUAUAUCUGGGAUUCUCCAGACGUCAUUCCUGCUGAUCCUGAUCCUGCUAAUACUGAAGGGGGCCCAGCUCUACUUGUGCAGACAGAGGCUGGUUCGAGAUUUCCAGAGUUUCCCAGGUCCUCCUGCCCAUUGGCUCUAUGGGCACUUCUGGGAGUUUCCAGUGGAAGAGGAGCUACACAAAAUGAAUUCUCUGGCAGAGAAAUUCCCAUGUGCUUUUCCCCGGUGGUUCUCAGGCUUCAUGACAUUUCUCCAAGUCUACGACCCUGAAUACAUUAAGGUGAUAUUGAGCAAGAGAGACCCAAAGGCUCAUGCGAUCUACAGAUUUCUCACCCCUUGGAUCGGGAAAGGGCUGCUGGUCCUCAAUGGCUCAGAAUGGCACCAGCACCGGCGGCUGCUGACCCCCGCCUUCCACAGUGACAUCUUGAAGCCUUACGUGGCACUGAUGGCUGACUCUGUCCGAGUAAUGCUGGACAAAUGGGAGAAGCUCAGUGACCAGGGUUCGAGCCUGGAGAUCUUUGAGCAUGUCAGCUUAAUGACCUUGGACUCCCUCAUGAAAUGUGCCUUCAGCCAUCAGAGUAACUGCCAGAUGGAUAGGAACUCAAACUCCUACAUCCAAGCUGUUCAUGACCUAACCUACCUGCUGACUUAUCGAAUAGAGAAUGGAUUUCUCCAUAGUGAUAUCAUCUACUGGCUCAGCCCUGUGGGCCAUAGAACCCGUAGGGCUAUCCAAAGGGCCCAUCAGUACACAGAUCAAGUGAUUCAGAGGAGAAAGUGGCAACUCCAACAAGGAGAACUGGAGACCAUCUCCAAAAAGAGACACUUGGAUUUCUUGGAUGUUCUCCUCUGUGCCAAGACAGAGAGCGGGGACAGCUUGUCGGAUGAGGAGCUGAGGGCUGAGGUGGAUACAUUCAUGUUUGAGGGCCACGACACCACUGCCAGUGGCAUUUCCUGGGUCCUGUAUGCCCUGGCCACACAUCCUGAGCAUCAGCAAAAAUGCCGGGAAGAGAUAAGGAGAGUCCUGGGGAAUGGGGCCUCCAUCACCUGGGACCAUCUGGGUCAGCUUCCAUAUACCACCAUGUGCAUCAAGGAAGCCCUACGUCUCUAUCCUCCUGUGCCAUCUAUUGGUAGGGAUCUUAAAGAAACCAUCAUCUUUCCAGAUGGACGCAUCUUAACUGCAGGAAAUUCAGUUUCACUGAACAUAUAUACUCUUCACCAUAACUCCAGGGUGUGGCCAGAUCCAGAAGUAUUUGAUCCUCUCCGAUUCUCCCCUGAGAAUGUGAUGCUCCAGCAUUCCCAUGCCUACCUGCCCUUCUCUGCAGGAUCCAGGAACUGCAUUGGACAGAAGUUUGCCAUGAAUGAAAUAAAGGUGGUUCUUGCUCUCACCUUGCUCCUUUUUGAGCUGAAGCCAGACACCAUGAAGCCUCCCCUGCCAAUUUCAGAGCUGGUUCUAAGGUCCAAAAAUGGGAUUCACCUGUGGAUGAAAAGACUCCAUUGAUAACUGUCUCAGGGAGAAGAGGGUGAGGGGUCCUCCAUUUCUUCAAUCAUCUCUCUGAUUAUUUACCUGUAGAACUUUCCCUUGCUUUUGUCUUUCAGUCUCGGCUAUAAUAAAGUUAUCACAGACUAGAAUCUAGAGGACUGGGCGUUUAUCCCUUUUCCGGGAGAUGUGGAAAAGAAAAAGAAUAAGGAUAGUGAGAGAAUGAUGGGAGGGAAGAGUAAAAGAAAGAAGAAGGAGAGAAGAAGACGUCAAAAUCCACCUGGAUGAAUGGGUUCCAUUUCAGGGAUAAACUUUGGGAUGGAUGUUGAGCUGUCAAUGGGGCCACUUGAAAUCAUGGUUGAAUGAACUGAGUGAAUUUACCUGCAGAAAAGAUUUAAUUGAGGGGCAUGGGAAACAUUUUCAAGUACUUGAAGAGCUGUCCUAUAGAAGAGGGAUUGGAUUUGGUCUUCUUGGCCCUAAAGAACAGAACUGGAACAAUGUGUGUGUGUGAAUGUGUGUAUGGAGUCUGGAUUCUACCUUUCUAGACAAAUACAUUAUACCCCUUUAAAUACUUUAUGUUCCAGUCAAAUUAAUCCACUUGUUGCUUGUUAUAUGUGACUUACCACUUCCACACCUUUGUACGGGAUGUCCUCAAGCCUUUUCCAAGUCUCAGUUCAGGUAUUACUUCCUACAUGAAGCUUUUCUCAAUCUGCCAGCUGUUUUUCUUCUCCUGUUCCUACCUCGUGUACACUCUGUUUCUCUCCAUAGGAUGUAACCCCGGAGGGAAGGAGAUGUUUUGUCUUUAUCUUGGUAUCCCCAGCAUGGAACACGGAAGCUGGCACAGAGUAGAUGCUUAACAAAGGUUUGUUGGACCAGAUUCCAAAUCCUCUAGGGACCGGCCUACAAUUGCAAGAGUGGCCACCACAGGGCAGUAACAUGUUAGUCAAUCAGUUGACAAGAUUUUUUAUUUUUUUGUGUUUUAGCACUUGUCAGUUGAUCCCUGGGCUAAACUGCAGCCAGCACUAAAUAACAUCUUAAGGGUUAAUUACUCUGUAAGAUCAGGGUUGUUCAAAGAAGCAGGCUCCCACUCCCUCCAUAACCGAGGUUGAGAAUAGGACCAUUGACCUCUUACUGACUUUAGUGGGAUCUAAGAAGUGCUGCUGUCACAAGGAUGUCAAAAAUCUGGAAGUCCCCUACAUGAACAUGUAGUUAUUGGGAGAACAUGUCAAAAAGAUGUAAAUUUAAGUUAAUCUUGGUGAUGAUUUCAUGUAACUGGAACAAAGUAUCACAGACUAGACAAUUGAUGACUAUGUUUCGGUAAACAGAUCGUUAUUGUUAGUUACUGUUUAAUGUUAAUGUCUAGCUAGUAAGAACGUAACCAUAGAAUGUACACUAAGUAACCUAGCGGUCAUCUGGUGUCGUAGCAAUGCCAGGUUAAAGAGUAGAGACACUGGCUUUCAGAUCAAUAAAUGGAUCAUUUUGCCGAAGUAACUGCCUGCCGGGUGUCAGACUUUCUUCUUGUCAAGGCCCUUGAGCUAGUAUCAGUAAGCACUGUGUAUACAAGGAAAGGGAAACUGUCCCAGGACUCAAGGAUCUUUUAUUUGAAAGGGAAUGGACAAAUGCAAAAGUCCUAAGUACAGGCCAGAAACUGUAAGUGUUUGGAAGUGAGUGUGUGGAAAAGAAUCUUGCUGGAGAGGAUAAGGGUUAUAAAAUAAUGCAAAAGCUAUAAUGGAUCUAAGCCUUGAAUUCUACUUCCAACACCAACCUCCUCCUUCACAAUGCCUUUUGUAGUACAUUGUGCAAAUGAAUUUAAAUGAGGAAAGGUUGUGCAAAGUCACCAGCCUCAUUUUCUCUUCCAGUCAUCUAUGUUCAGUGGCCAGGUAGAGAUCAGGAUGACUGGGAUGGCCGUUAGGAAGAGAUAAUAAGUCAUAGCUGGAAGAAUCCUCAUUGAGGUCAAUUCCACAUUCUACAAAAAAUUCCAACCCAGGUCCUUUGAAUUCCCUGUCAUGGCAUUUCCACCCUGAUGUCAUUCUCCUCUUCAAGAAUAAAGGUCAAACAACCUCUGUGAAUAGUACUAGGAACUGCCAACUGGGGCCUGGACUUUGAGCAGUUUCUUCACUUAUUAAAUGAAGGGAGCAAGCCCUUCUCUUCUCCAGAUUAAACACCUUCUGUUCCUUCAACAGAACCUCUUAAGGCACGGACCCAAGGCUAUUUCUCAUCCAUACAACUGCUCAAUGUCCUUGUAAAAAUGUGGUGCCCAAUUUUUGAACCCAGGCUUCCAAA